AACAAAUUGUCACGUGAACAAAAUAUGGCCGGCAGCAGUAAUCGGUGAAACGAGUUGUUACCGUGUGUUAAAGAUAUAUCCGACUACUCCUGCCUGUGACCUUAUUUUGUUUCAAUUUUUACAGAUAGCUACAUUCCCAAUAUCGCAAAAUGUCAACCGACUUCUGGCUUAUCUCGGCACCAGGGGAGAAGACUGUGCAACAGACAUGGGAUCGCCUAAAUAACAACACAGCUCCAGAAAAACUCUCCAACAAUUACAAGUUUCAGAUUCCAGAUCUAAAGGUUGGAACUCUGGACAUUCUUGUCGGUCUGUCGGAUGACCUCGGCAAAUUGGACGUCUUCUGUGAGAGCGUCACCCGAAAAGUUGCGCAGUACUUGGGAGAUGUGUUGGAAGAUAAGAGAGACAAACUGCGUGAAAAUCUCAAAGUCAAUGAUGCUCCCCCAGGGAACUACCUGCAGCGCUUCCAGUGGGACCUGGCCAAGUACCCCAUCAAACAGUCACUCAAGAACAUCGCCGACAUCGUCGGGAAGCAAGUAAAUCAGAUUGAGUCUGACCUGAAAACCAAGUCUAGCGCCUACAACAACCUGAAGGGAAACCUACAAAGUCUAGAGAGGAAGGCCACCGGCAGUCUACUGACUCGCAACAUGGGAGAUCUGGUGAAGAAGCAGGACUUUGUACUCGACUCGGAAUAUCUCGUCACCUUACUGGUCGUCAUUCCAAAGAACAACGUGAAUGAGUGGAUGGGGAAAUACGAGAAGCUGACGGACAUGGUGGUCCCUCGAUCAUCAAAGGUCCUCUUCGAUGAUGGGGAGAAUGCCCUGUGCUCGGUGACACUCUUCCGGCGAGUUGCUGAUGAGUUCAAGCAUCACUGUCGGGAGAACAAGUUCAUCGUGCGUGACUUCCAGUACAGUGAGGAGGAGAUCGCUGCGGGACAAACGGAGAUCACCAAGCUGGAGGCGGACAAGAAGAAGCAGUUUGGCCCCCUUGUGAAAUGGCUGAAGGUGAACUUCGGCGAGUGUUUUGCAGCCUGGAUUCAUGUCAAGGCCCUCAGGGUGUUUGUCGAGUCAGUGUUGAGGUACGGUCUUCCAGUCAACUUCCAGGCCAUGAUCCUCCAGCCACAGAAGCGCUCAGUGAAGCGGCUCCGGGAACUGCUGGGGCAGCUGUACAGCCAUCUAGACAACACCACACUGGCGGGGGCAGCCGAUGGUGUGGAUAUACCCGGCCUGAACAUGGGCAGCACCGACUACUACCCCUACGUCUACUACCGCAUCAACCUCGACCUCAUCGACACCCACUGAUCGCAGACAGCUAGUGUAGACAGAGUCAUCCAUGGAACACCGUCAAGAAGGGGGUUCAUAUACAUCAUGGUGGCUUUCACGUAACCAGGAGAAACAUAUCUAAUAUUGAGAUACCUGCCCAAACCAGACUUUCACAAUUACAGACUGUAACAUUUGCAGACUUUCACAUUGAAUAUAAGGCUUAGCGUUGAAGCAUCUACCGUGACUCAUGUUACAAAGACUCAAUGAGGGUGGCCAUUUUGGGAAAGGGAGGUCACUCUAGUUACAGAUGAUGAGUAGAAGGUGUUGGAAGGUCUGGUUUUUGUGGGAGGUAUCCAGUGUCUGGAGUUGUCAACACAUUGUGAUAUGUAGGUUCUGCUAUAACUCCGACAAAUGUGAUAUGGAAUUCACUCAACGUUGUCACGGUCUUUUAGGUUGUUAGUACUUGUUAUCUGAGAUUUUAGAAAGGAACAUUGAAGCUUUGUGCUGUCUUGGAUAUUUAGUAAUGGAAAUGCAAGAUUUUAUCAGUUUUAGAUGAUAAAUUGUUGAUUUGCUUAUCACUCCUCGUUAUUUUAAACAUGUUGACCACAAAUUGAAAAAGAUGUCAUAAACACAACAUGCUUUGUUGGUAAAGGGUAUUCUAGUAUAUCUGUUCUUUCAUGGAUUAGAAAAUUACAGUUAUAAUGAAAAUCAAAAUCUGUCAAUUUAAUCAUAUGAUUUCAUUUGUGUAUAUUGUGAAAAUCUUCAUCACACAUCUAGUCAACUCUAAUCAUUGUAAUAGAUGUCAAUUAUAGGGUUUAUGACAUACAAAAAAGCAUGAUGAAAAUGAAUAUGAGAAAAAACAUUGAGCAAUUGCUUUGUACAUCAAGUAUUAACAUGUAUAAGACAUUUAGAACAUGUUGUAACAGUGUAUCUGUCAGAGUGCUCAUGAACAAACAAAGACAGUGAGUUUUCUUGCAAUAUGACCUCCACAGAAGCCAUGUUAAUGUUGUAUUUUAACCAUGUUUGUACUUUGUCCUUUUAUUCUGUUUAUAUGAUUUUAAGUCCAAAAUGUCUUUGGUUUCCUGUCCAAACUGUUAGUAUGAAAGAUUGAUGUCAAAUAACAUACGUAGGAUUUCCGACAAUUAGAUGCCCUUCCAUACAUUGUGCACGGUGAGGUAAGAGAAGCACUGUGAAGCCCCCUGUAGGGAGUAUGCAUAGUGAGUAUAGGUCAAGUAGUGAGAGUCCACCUCAUUUACUCAAGGAAUCUCCUCAAGAAUUGAAUCGGUUCCAAGAUAAUUUAGAUUCUGCUACUGAAUGUUGUGAUCAGUAUACAGUGUGAUCAGUGUACAGACUGGUUAUACCAGAGCAUAGUGUGACCAGUGGGUUGUAUAUAAGGUAAUAAUAAGUAAGGGAAGUUUCCUGCUGGUCAGUGUCUAGUAUUUUGUAAUUGUGCUGACACAUUAGUCCCAGUAAACGUUCAUGUAGCUCACCCCCUGUAAUGCUGUUGAAGCAAGGAUGGAGAAUUAGGUCUCUGUUCAUACUGUGGGAACAUUCUCUCUCUGCAUUCUUUGACUGAUUGUUUAACGUGAACAUUCCAAGUUGGUUUGAGUGUAUUCUGUGUUGGAAGAUGCGUAACCAUGGCAACUGUUACUAUGGUAACUAUAUGUGUAUGACUUGUAUCCUAUGUUGAUCAAAUGAGGCUGUGACAUUUCUACUUUCAGUAGGACGCUCAUGUAACCAAACUAUAAGUAAAUAAAAUGUUAUUAAAUA
Molecule: messenger RNA, 3029 nt
Organism: Haliotis rufescens (red abalone)
Lineage: Eukaryota; Metazoa; Mollusca; Gastropoda; Lepetellida; Haliotidae
Product: V-type proton ATPase subunit C-like
Exons: 13
Coding region: 150-1298 (382 amino acids)
Biological process (GO): proton transmembrane transport
Cellular component (GO): lysosomal membrane; vacuolar proton-transporting V-type ATPase, V1 domain
Molecular function (GO): proton-transporting ATPase activity, rotational mechanism
Source: RefSeq, a predicted model, not a curated record